Messenger RNA from Cimex lectularius (bed bug), 1234 nucleotides. RefSeq lists its product as uncharacterized. Bases 397 to 1002 code for a protein of 201 amino acids. The transcript has 5 exons. The record is from RefSeq and is a predicted model, not a curated record. NCBI's taxonomy places the organism in Eukaryota, Metazoa, Arthropoda, Insecta, Hemiptera, Cimicidae.
UUCGGUUUGCGAUUCGUUCAACACAUGUUUACUGACCCUCAUUAUACUAAGUUGCCAUAUUCAGCGUUGAUAAAAGAACAUUUAAGAAGAAAGUAGAGACGGAAUUUUAAAAGGCCCCUUGACUUGUCACAUGACGCGAUGGAUUUCUGUAAAAGUUCAUAGUCAAUGAACUUCAUGUAGAUUCUGAAUAUAUGCAGAAGAUGAAUAUAUUAACUUAGCAGACUGCACAGUAGCACUCAGGCCUAGAAAAAAUGGUUUUGGGAUUUGCAAAAACCGUAGAAGAACUGCGAUAGACGAGACGAAUAAUCAAAUCAUAGAAGAAUCACGUAAAGGCAGGCCGAAAGAGGGGUAGGGGGAAAAGCUAUAUAAAAGGUGAGAGCGAGAUACACAUCAAGGAUGGUGAACCAACUUCAAGCCGGUUGCAUUGUCUUCGUCGUCCUUUUCGUACCUUCGGAGCUCGGAUACAAUCACAUCGUGCCCCCUUGGCAACAUUACUACCCUAGGGUGAUAAACCAAUGGAGUUUUCCUAAAGCCGGGAGGCCAGAAAGGGUCCGGUCAGGGCACGGCAGGUACCGGAUGCUUCCCAGGGGUGCUGAAUUGACUUGUGAUUUCCCUCCGACUGCCCACAUACUUUCGAACAUCAUUUGGGAAAGAGCCGAUCUAGGAGCCUUGCGCAGCUUGGACGAGAUAUACAAGUCUGUCGGCGAGACGAGAGAGUACAGUGUCCUGGGUCGGCCCAAAGGGUCCACUCUCCACCUCCACAAUAUUUCACCGACGGACAGAGGGCUCUACAGGUGCUUGGCCACCGCUGUCGACCCGAACAGGGGCAGGAUGCACACCCUUUUCCAGGACGUCCCUUUUUACCCGGAUUUCAGGCAGGUGAGUAAGCGUCUUCAACUCCACAGAUCGCGCCAGUCCUGCUGCAGAUCGAACAACCUCUACAAGGACUACGCUCGCCAGUCGUCCUUCCUUCUCAAAUCUUCUUCACUUUACCUCUCAUAAAAUGGACCAACUCAAUUGUAAAUUGACUGUAAAUAAAAGAGAAUAUUGUACAAAACUUUGAAGACCGGAUGUAAAUAAAAUGAAGAUUCAAACUGAGAAAGCCUGGUUUUUUUGAUUUUUGUAAACUCAGUUUAUUGAAAUCCUAUAAGUCCAAUUGUUCGUGUUCGUGUGCAAUCAGACAGGCGGAUUAAGAUAAAAACAAAUAUCACUGCCGUUCUAUUCUGGCAUUGUU